AAGAAAGUUGUGCAAUUUAUAGAGAAAAAUGUUGCCACCAACCCACCCACAGGGUUCGGAACUGGAACUUUUACCACAGACUCCAGCUGCAGACCUUUCUUAUAGCUUUCUGGGAUUUCAGAGAAAUGGAGGACCAGUUAGCUAAAAGUGUGACCUUUGAGAUGCUUAAAAAAGCCCAGGAGAUGGUCAACAGCAGCCCGCUGGGAGUGAAUAAAACCCCUGUGAUUCCCUGGAGUCAGACCACACUGCCACUCAAAGUGUCCUGUGAUGUUCUCCUGAAGUUAGAAAACAUGCAGAUGACUGGGUCGUUUAAAAUCAGAGGUGUAGCGAAUCAGUUCGCCAACAAAGUCCAGCAGUCCAACGGAGGUAAUUUUGUCACAAUGUCUGCUGGGAAUUAUGGGAAGUCAUUUGCCUAUGCCUCUAAGCACUAUGGAACCAAAGGCAAAGUGGUGAUGCCUGACACUGCCCCCAUUUCCAGAUCUCAGCUAAUACAAAGUUUUGGUAUUGACGUUGUUCGAGUGCCGACAGUGAAUCUCAUGGAUGAAGUGAAUCGAUGUGUUCAGGAGGAAAACAUGACCUUUCUUCAUUCCUACAAUGAUCUUGAUCUCAUUUCAGGUCAUGCCAGUCUGGGUUUUGAGAUCCUGGAGGUUCUUCCUAAUCCAGAUGUGGUGGUGGUGUGCUGUGGUGGAGGGGGUUUACUGGCUGGAGUGGCAGCUGCUGUUAAGCUUUCAGGCUGUAAAGGCACAAGAAUCUAUGGAGUCGAGCCUGAAGGAGCAUGCACCAUGUACAGAAGCUUUAUUGAGAAGAAGCCUGUUGGCAUGGAUGCCAAGAGCAUCGCCUCCGGCCUUGCACCACCAUUUGCAGGGGCGCUGCCAUAUGCCAUGUGUCAGAUGUAUGUAGAGGGGAUUGUGCUGGUAACCGAUGAGGAAAUCAAGGCUGCCGUUUCCACGCUGUACAGAGCUGGUUUGGUGGUAGAGCCCUCAGGAUCUGCUGCUUUUGCUGCUCUUGUUAACAACCGAAUACCUGAUGUAGCUGGCAAAAAUGUGGUGGUUAUCCUGAGUGGAGGAAACAUCAGCAAAGACGAGCUGAGCAACUUCCCUGAUUAACCCAUGCAUAGACUGGGACGGUUUAAACACACAUAGUCACGCUGUGAAUAAAGAACAUCAGUACAGAUA
Messenger RNA from Trichomycterus rosablanca, 1175 nucleotides. It is a transcript of the gene srr, whose product is annotated as serine racemase. Lineage: Eukaryota; Metazoa; Chordata; Actinopteri; Siluriformes; Trichomycteridae. The coding region runs from base 126 to 1106 and encodes 326 amino acids. Gene Ontology annotation, biological process: L-serine catabolic process; L-threonine catabolic process. The record is from RefSeq and is a predicted model, not a curated record. Gene Ontology annotation, molecular function: threonine deaminase activity; L-serine ammonia-lyase activity. The transcript is spliced from 7 exons.